Messenger RNA from Cricetulus griseus (Chinese hamster), 3413 nucleotides. It is a transcript of the gene Pdgfra, whose product is annotated as platelet derived growth factor receptor alpha. Gene Ontology annotation, biological process: protein phosphorylation; embryonic cranial skeleton morphogenesis; positive regulation of kinase activity. Gene Ontology annotation, cellular component: signaling receptor complex. Lineage: Eukaryota; Metazoa; Chordata; Mammalia; Rodentia; Cricetidae. Gene Ontology annotation, molecular function: ATP binding; platelet-derived growth factor binding; platelet-derived growth factor alpha-receptor activity. The record is from RefSeq and is marked provisional.
ACCUGGGGACGUGGUGACUAGCUUUCGGCCUGCCGACCUCGAAGGGUGGGACCCCCUCUGGCCUUCAGUGUGCUGCGUUUGGGUUAAAGGUAGCUGACGGGAAAGUGGCAAUUCUAGACGAAGGGCUGACAAGCUGGAUAGGUGACUCAAAGUUCUCAGGGGCUAUGGGGACCUCCCACCAGGCCUUCCUGGUCCUCAGCUGUCUCCUCACGGGGCCGAGCCUCGUCUCCUGCCAGCUCUUAUUACCCUCCAUCCUUCCGAACGAGAAUGAGAAGGUUGUGCAGCUGAAUUCGUCCUUUUCUCUGAGCUGCUUUGGGGAGAGUGAAGUGAGCUGGCAGCACCCCAUGUCUGAAGAAGACGACCCCAAUGUGGAAAUCAGAAAUGAGGAGAACAACAGUGGCCUCUUUGUGACAGUGCUGGAAGUCGUCAACGCCUCAGCGGCCCACACCGGAUGGUACACUUGCUAUUACAACCACACUCAGACGGAAGAGAGUGAGAUUGAAGGCAGGCACAUUUACAUCUAUGUGCCAGACCCAGACAUGGCCUUUGUGCCAUUAGGGAUGACGGAUUCUUUAGUCAUCGUGGAAGAGGAUGAUUCUGCCAUCAUACCUUGUCGCACCACAGAUCCAGAAACUCAAGUAACCUUGCACAAUAAUGGUAGGCUGGUGCUGGCCUCUUACGACAGCAGGCAGGGUUUCAACGGGACCUUCAGUGUGGGGCCAUAUAUCUGUGAGGCCACCGUCAGAGGGAGGACAUUCAAGACCGGCGAAUUUAACGUUUAUGCUUUGAAAGCAACGUCAGAACUGAAUCUGGAGAUGGAAGCCCGCCAGACUGUGUAUAAGUCAGGGGAAACGAUUGUGGUCACCUGUGCUGUCUUCAACAAUGAGGUGGUUGACCUUCAGUGGACUUACCCUGGAGAAGUGAGAAACAAAGGCGUCACCAUGCUGGAGGAGAUCAAACUCCCAUCCAUCAAAUUGGUGUACACUUUGACAGUCCCCAAGGCUACAGUGAAAGACAGUGGAGAUUAUGAAUGUGCUGCCCGCCAGGCCACUAAGGAGGUCAAAGAAAUGAAGAAAGUCACCAUUUCCGUCCACGAGAAAGGUUUUGUUGAGAUCAAACCCACCUUUGGCCAGCUGGAAGCUGUCAACUUGCAUCAGGUCCGAGAGUUUGUGGUGGAGGUGCAGGCCUACCCUACUCCCAAGAUAUCCUGGCUGAAGGACAACUUGACUCUGAUUGAGAAUCUCACUGAGAUCACCACUGAUGUGCAGAAGAGCCAGGAAACAAGAUAUCAAAGCAAAUUAAAGCUGAUCCGGGCCAAGGAAGAAGACAGUGGCCAUUAUACCAUUAUAGUUCAAAAUGACGAUGACGUGAAGAGUUACACGUUUGAGCUGUCAACUCUAGUUCCUGCAUCCAUCCUGGAGCUUGUGGAUGACCACCAUGGUUCUGGCGGGGGACAGACUGUGAGAUGCACAGCUGAAGGCACACCACUUCCGGACAUCGAGUGGAUGAUCUGCAAGGAUAUUAAGAAAUGUAAUAAUGACACUUCAUGGACAACUUUGGCCAGCAACGUCUCAAAUAUCAUCACAGAGUUCCAUCGCCGAGGCAGGAGUACUGUAGAGGGACGAGUGUCCUUUGCCAAAGUGGAAGAGACCAUUGCAGUUCGAUGCCUGGCAAAGAAUGACCUUGGCACUGGGAACCGAGAGCUGAAGCUGGUGGCUCCUACCCUGCGUUCUGAACUCACGGUGGCGGCUGCAGUGUUGGUACUGUUGGUGAUUGUCAUCGUUUCUCUCAUUGUCCUGGUUGUCAUUUGGAAGCAGAAGCCACGCUAUGAAAUUCGCUGGAGGGUCAUUGAGUCUAUCAGCCCCGAUGGACACGAAUAUAUUUAUGUGGAUCCAAUGCAGCUGCCUUACGACUCCAGAUGGGAAUUCCCGAGGGAUGGACUAGUGCUUGGUCGGAUCUUAGGAUCUGGUGCAUUUGGGAAAGUGGUUGAAGGCACAGCCUAUGGAUUAAGCCGGUCCCAGCCUGUUAUGAAGGUGGCAGUAAAGAUGCUUAAACCUACAGCAAGAUCCAGUGAAAAGCAAGCUCUCAUGUCUGAGCUGAAGAUAAUGACCCACUUGGGACCACACUUGAACAUCGUGAACUUGCUGGGAGCCUGCACCAAGUCAGGUCCCAUUUACAUCAUUACUGAGUACUGCUUCUAUGGUGAUUUGGUCAACUAUUUGCAUAAGAAUCGAGAUAGCUUCAUGAGCCGGCACCCAGAGAAGCCAAAGAAAGAGCUGGACAUCUUUGGAUUGAAUCCUGCCGACGACAGUACAAGGAGUUAUGUGAUUUUAUCUUUUGAAAACAAUGGUGACUACAUGGACAUGAAGCAAGCUGAUACCACACAGUAUGUCCCCAUGCUCGAAAGGAAAGAAGUCUCUAAAUACUCUGACAUCCAGAGAUCGCUGUAUGAUCGGCCAGCUUCCUAUAAGAAGAAAUCUAUGCUAGACUCAGGAGACAAAAACCUCCUUUCUGAUGAUGACUCCGAGGGUCUUACUUUGCUGGAUUUAUUGAGCUUCACCUAUCAAGUUGCCCGAGGAAUGGAAUUUUUGGCUUCCAAAAAUUGCGUCCACCGGGACCUGGCUGCCCGCAACGUACUUCUGGCACAAGGGAAAAUUGUAAAGAUCUGUGACUUUGGCCUGGCCAGAGACAUCAUGCACGAUUCCAACUACGUGUCAAAAGGCAGUACUUUCCUGCCCGUGAAGUGGAUGGCUCCUGAGAGCAUCUUUGACAACCUCUAUACCACACUGAGUGACGUCUGGUCUUACGGCAUUUUGCUCUGGGAAAUCUUUUCCCUUGGUGGCACACCCUACCCUGGCAUGAUGGUUGAUUCUACUUUCUACAAUAUGGCCAAACCUGAUCAUGCCACCAGUGAAGUCUAUGAGAUUAUGGUGCAGUGCUGGAACAGUGAACCUGAAAAGAGACCCUCCUUCUACCACCUGAGUGAGAUAGUAGAGAAUCUGCUGCCUGGACAAUAUAAAAAGAGUUAUGAAAAGAUUCACCUGGACUUCCUAAAGAGUGACCAUCCGGCCGUGGCACGAAUGCGUGUGGACUCUGAGAACUCGUACAUUGGUGUCACUUACAAAAAUGAAGAUGACAAGCUGAAGGACUGGGAAGGUGGCCUGGAUGAACAGAGACUGAGUGCAGACAGUGGCUACAUUAUCCCCCUGCCAGACAUUGACCCUGUUCCAGAGGAGGAAGACCUGGGCAAGAGGAACAGACACAGCUCGCAGACCUCAGAAGAGAGUGCCAUCGAGACUGGUUCCAGCAGUUCCACCUUCAUCAAGAGAGAGGAUGAGACCAUUGAGGACAUCGACAUGAUGGAUGACAUUGGCAUAGACUCCUCAGACCUGGUGGAGGACAGCUUCCUGUAA